Molecule: messenger RNA, 3794 nt
Organism: Dermacentor silvarum
Lineage: Eukaryota; Metazoa; Arthropoda; Arachnida; Ixodida; Ixodidae
Exons: 3
Coding region: 36-3794 (1252 amino acids)
Biological process (GO): DNA integration; proteolysis
Molecular function (GO): nucleic acid binding; aspartic-type endopeptidase activity
Source: RefSeq, a predicted model, not a curated record
AUCAGCACACAUCGACCGAACUUCUACUUUGCGGUAUGGCGCACAGCAUGCUUCCCUCGUUUCCUUUCUUCGACGCGCGUGCCACUGACGCCAAUAACGUCGGCACCGAAUGGUUGAAGUGGGUGAAACGCUUCGAAAACUUCAUCGUAGCCUGCGGCAUCACAGCCGACGCCCGGAAGACGGCCCUACUACUACACUACGUUGGUGAAGAAGUUUAUGACAUUUACUGUUCGCUACCUGAUUCUCCCGCAGCCGCAACUGCGUCUACCGUUUCAAGCACCGAUGGCUCCAGCAACGCAACGCCUCUCUACACCGCAGCACGCAAAAAGCUCGAUGGCUAUUUUGCACCCCGAGUGAACCCUACCUUCGAGAUUUACCGCUUCCGUCAAGCCAAGCAAAUGGAAAACGAAUCACUCGACGCGUUCUACGCCAGACUACGACAGCUAGUUAAGCACUGUGCUUUCGCCGAUGCCGACACCGAAAUCAAGAAUCAAAUCCUCCUGUCUACAGUGUCAACACGUCUACGCCGGUAUGCCAUGCAGCAUGACCUCGACUUGCAAGGAAUUCUCAAACAAGGCAGGUUGUUUGAAGAGGUCGAGCACAACAUCUCUGUGAUCGAGCAAGAAUGUCAGCAGUACAAAGAAAACUCAGCGUCUACACUUGCAGUGAACUCCAAGCGCACCUCGCGACCUCAUCAACCGAAGUACCACGGGAAAGCGCCAUCACGGCCUCGCGAGCCUCCGCGCCAUCAAAGGACAGACGCAACAUGCUACAACUGUGGAAAAUCAUGGCCUCAUAGUGAGGGAUGCUCCAGUUGCCCAGGUCUUGGCAAACAGUGUAAUGCUUGUCGCAAACUUGGACACUUUGCUAGUGUGUGUCGUUCAACACGCAAAACCGUGCAUGCAGUCGUGCGGGAAAGCAGCCCUGACAGUGAUGAACACGUCUUCAUGACUUCCUCUCACUGUCGCCCAAUCACGGCCUCUCCCCAGGUGGAUCUCAAACUCGAUGGUGAGACCGUCCGUUUUACCAUUGACACUGGUGCUACCGUGUCUGUCAUCGGUUCGAAUAGCUUGAAAAAGCGUUUGAGCACGGAAACGCUGUCCAAGACGUCCAAGAAAGUAUUUGCUUAUGGCGCAAAUUCUCCUUUACCGCUACUCGGAAAGUUAGAUGUUCUCAUCACCUACAAGAACAGCAGCAGCCAUGAAACUGUGUAUGUUGUGUCCGGAGACUGUACCCCACUACUUAGUUUCUCUGCAGCUUCCCGUCUAGGACUAGUCCAGAUCACGUACAGUGUGGGAGGGGUGCCAAACAGACUGGAUCCGAGAGUGGCCUACCCAGACCUUUUCAAGGGAGUGGGCUGUCUAAAGGACUUCCAAGUACACCUCCAUGUUGACCCCCUUGUUCAACCACUAGCACAACCUCACAGACGCAUCCCCUUCUCCAUGCGAAAGCCACUGGAAGAAGAUCUUGAAAGGCUACAGUCCCUCGGCAUAAUUGAAAAGACUGAAGAACCAACCCCUUGGGUAUCUCCAAUCGUGGCAGUACCGAAACCACAUGACCCCGAGCAUAUUCGAAUGUGUGUCGACAUGCGCUGUGCUAACCAAGCCAUCCAGCCAGCCGAAGUGUUCCAGGACACCAUCCGUCAGGUUCUAACCAACAUCCCCAAUGUGCUCAACGUAAGCGAUGACAUAUUGGCGUAUGGAAAGACUGAGAAAGAGCACGAUGAAGCUUUGAAGGCGACACUGGAAUGUCUACUUGCAAGUGGCCUCACAUUGAACGUCAAGAAAUGCAAAUUCUACCAACAGGAACUUACCUUUUUCGGGCAUGUGUUCUCAAACAAAGGUGUACAACCAGACCCCACUAAGGUGUCUGCAGUAAUCGGUGCCUCACCACCCACCAGUGCCAGUGAAGUGAAAUCUCUCCUUGGUCUUGUUAACUACUGUGGUUGGUUCAUACCGAAUCUGGCCCACCUCACCCAACCACUCAGGAAACUCGCAGCCAAAGGAGAGGACUGGUGUUGGACAGACAUACAGCAAGAUGCCCUGGACGAACUGAAGAGAAAGCUUUCCGAGGCCACAGCUCUUGCCUACUUUGACCCAGGAAAGGACAUCACACUCAUUGUAGAUGCUGCUCCUCAUGGCCUAGGUGCCAUUCUCACGCAGACAUCCGGAAGCGAAACCAGGGUGGUAGCAUAUGGGAGUCGUGCCCUUUCUCCUGUGGAGGCACGCUACUCUCAAAUUGAAAGGGAAAUGCUGGCUGUAGUGUGGGGAAUUGAGCACUUUCACAUCUACCUGUAUGGGACAGCAUUCCACCUACUAACGGACCACAAGCCAUUGGUCAGUAUUCUCAGCAACCCUCGCUCCCUGCCUUCAGCACGGCUAGAGCGUUUGGCACUUCGAAUUCAACAAUACACCUUUGAAGUGCAACACACUAGUGGUCCAAGCAACCCAUCUGGCUACUUGUCCCGCCACCCAGUAAACUCCACAGAACCAUUUCGGCGCAUGGAGUCUGUCGCUGAGCAGUAUGUGAACUUCAUCGUGUCUCACAGCCUACCUCGUGCCAUGACCAUGAAGGAGGUAACCGAAGCGACGUUAGCUGACCCGGUGAUCAACUCACUCAAGCAAGCCCUAAAGCAACCCCAGAAAGGCAAACAUUGGAAGAACACAACUCUACAGCCUUUCUCUCGCGUUGCGACAGAACUGUCAGUCUCCAAAGAAGGCCUUGUGUUAAGAGGCACGCGGAUAGUACUGCCAGCACAACUUCACACAAAGGCGGUGCACCUUGCACAUCGAGGCCACAAAGGCAUUGUCAAGACAAAACAGCUGUUGCGUGAGAAGGUGUGGUUCCCAGGGAUAGACUCUCUAGUGGACCAGACAGUUAAGAGCUGCCUGGCAUGCCAAACUAACACACCCGUACACCAUCGAGACCCCUUGCCAAUUCAGGAGCUUCCUCAAGGCCCGUGGACAGAACUGUCGUUAGAUUUUGCUGGCCCUUUCCCUGAUGGCAAGUAUGCCAUGGUAGUUGUGGAUGAUUUCUCCAAGUACCCAGUCAGUGAGGGUUUUGCAGAGUUCGCUAGCGAGCUAGGAUUCAAGAAUCACCGCAUCACUCCACGGUGGCCAGAGGCUAAUGGGGAAGCCGAACGAUUCAUGCGCACCCUCAAGAAGUCAAUACUCGCAAGUCGUGUCAGCCACUUGGAUUGGACCAAUGAGCUUCAGUCAUUCCUCCUGGCUUACAGGUCCACGCCCCAUGGUUCCACAGGAAAGUCUCCGUUUGAACUUCUAUUUGGGAGACCCAUGAGGAAUCUUCUACCGACACUUGCUGCUGAUACUCAGAACUUAGCUCACUCUGAGGCGAGACAGAAUGACACCCGAAGAAAAGCAUACAACAAGCAGUACGUCGAUUCUCAGAGACACACCAGUCACAACCAGCUGCAUGUUGGACAACAAGUCAUCUGCAAACAAGACAGGUCAAACAAGUUCUCGUCUUACCAUGACCCCCACCCAUACACAAUCACCAAAGUCACUGGCUCCAAAAUCACAGCGUCCAGAGAUGGAGUGUCGAUUUGUCGCAACUCUAGCUUCUUCAAAGAUGCGAGCACAGUUCAAAUGGAACGACACCAGGACCAGCCCGACAUGCCAGAUCUGGACGAUGCAGCUGUGCCAAGUAACUGUGACCCUCCAAGCCACCGCACAGCUACUCCUGGUGAAGCUCCACCAGCAACUACCAAGACCGCCUCACAGCGGUACCCCCAACGAACAAGGCAACGACCUGAGCGCCUGAAAGACUAUGUGUGA